AUGGCUUCAAACCCUACUGGUCCAGGUGCAACACCACCUGGAACACUACCCGCCUCUGCCACUGUUCCAAAUACGACAUGGAAUAGCAAUGCACAUCUACCAAGCCCUACAACUGUCAACUCCCGGAAUCCUUACACACCAUCCAAGACCGUUGGGAAUGCCUGGGAUCACGUCCGAUACGUCCCUCCAUGGACGGAUCCUGACUGGCAGGAUGAGGGGCAGCAGCGAGAUCGGACAGACUUCAAGAUCGUUGACUUCUUUGAUAAAAUACGCCCUGCUGUUCAUCCCAAGGACCAGUACAAACAGCCAACAAAAUACGCCCAGCGGUUCAGCAUCUUUCCCGGUCGACUUGAUGGCCGUUCGAGGACAUCGCCGACUCGAGCCAACAGCAGGAAGCUAUUCCCCGCUACUGCGGAUAUCAAGACAGGGAAAGACUUGUUCGAUAGUCUCGACUACUCGGCAGCACAGGACGGUAAGACUAUCGAUGAGUACAUGGCCAGUGCAAGGCCGGAUAUGCAACGGGGGACGGAAACCGAGCAGCGGUGCAUGCAACAGUAUGAGGACUUGAUCCGCGCCGAGGAGUAUCUCACAAUGCAGGAUGUAUAUUUCGAAGGCCUCUCUGGACCAAUCCACCCCCUGUUCGAUCGACACAUGUGGGCGGAUACGACCGACUUUGGGAAAGACCCGGCAACCCCACGAUAUGUGUAUGGCCUCGAUGGCCUGCGGGAGGAAUGGGAUCCAAGGACAAACGACCGGUUAUGGAAUGCGAUGCAGCCGGCUCUUCAACUUGCUACUCGUAUGCUUCUUACCAAUGACCCCUGCAUCGUCGGCCUACAGGAUAUCACCAACAGGUACAGAGUUCCCGAUCACCUCUACAAGAAUCGGACAGGUCAGGAUCCCAACGAAGUGAAAUUCAAGAUCAAAUCAAACCAGCAACCCCUCGACCCGGAACGCCUCCAGAGUGCUCAGCGGCUGCAGAGCUGUCCUGGGUUUUCGGCCCCAGCCGUAAGCCAGCGAGCUCUUGAAAGAGUUAUGGAUCUGAAGCUCCAGAGUGCGUUUUACUCGAGCGGCGGUAAGUACAUGGACCACUGCAUCGCCCGCACAUUCAUGCAUGGGGUCGCAUCGCCGGAUGGCCCCAUCAAAGUCACGAUCGAUGCCGAGUUGCUUUGGAUGGUCAUGUCGGACAAGUAUAGCAAAAGCGAGAAGAUGAUGGCCAGCCUUGUGUUUGCUGCUGCGCUGGUACAUGAGAUGAUGGAUUUUGGGAUUACGGAUCCUGCUGAGGUCCAAGCCUGCGAGGAUUUAUGGGAUGACCUCUGCCCAGAGGACAAAUGGCCGAAAGAACCCUACUAUAACGACGACCCAUGGAAUGAAGCUGGUCAUGCCUUUGAGCACCAUGUGCUGGGCGGUGCCUAUUGGGGGUUCAUCAACGCCAAUCAGGGCUAUGUGUGGCCUCGACUGCUCCAGAGUUCUGCGCCCAUGAUAGUAAGGUGUCUGUGGCCUACGGGCGCGUACAAUUGUCCGCCUCAUCUAACUGCUCCCCAUAUGCGUAUGGAGCAGCUGAGCCAUUUCAUUCGCAUCGAUGAUGUCCGACCCUUCUUCAGUCAAGGCUUCUGGGACGUCUCCGUCAGGAAGUAUGGUGCAGCAGCCUUGAGGGAGCCGUCUGAACGACCCCACAAGAUCAACUACAACCCGGCCUCAGUAAUUCUAGCACCCGGCAUGUGGAACAUGGCCAACCUAGGGACUCAUGCAGACAGGGAUUGGGUGCUCUACGACUUUCUCGACUGGCUUCAUGAGAAGGGCAAAGCUAUCCUAUAUGCAUAUUUUACAGCCCUUGUCCAGGACGCCAUCGAGUUUGGCUCUCUACUUUGGAGAUUGCGAGAAGAAAGCAGAGGAUGGAGCGAGCGUGAUGCGAAAUGGGCAGGACUUCAAGGGGAAGCACUGAUGCUGAUUUACGAGUAUGCCGGCUUCACCAUAAUGACCAACGCUGGGAGGAACGCCACAUCUAACCUUCCACCAGACAAGAUUGCUGAUCUGACAGACCUGUAUAAUGCAUGGGAUGGGGUCAGGCGACGCCUUGGCAGGUGUCCCGAUGACGAGUCUACCAUCUGCGCAGGCAUGGGCCCCGAGUUCUGGCGCAUCCAGAUGCUGGCUACAAGCAGGGAUCGCUACGAGGGACGUCUGGUGCCCAAGCUCAUCGACUUGACUCGCCGUCUGAUGGAUGAAUGCGCGUGGUUAGAAAAUGUGGUGUGCGAAUUCUAUCAACUCCCUUUCUCAUAUUGGACGGCCUACAGGCGAAGAGCUCCCAAUCAAGCCGGACAGAUAGCGACCCGAGCAAAAAGGAUUGUGUCUGCUCUGGGGGACCUGCUUACGGCAAUGGGACUCGCCGAAUUCGAUAUGCCAACGUGGGACAGAGAGUGGGAAAAUCGGCUGAUUGCGCUUGGAGCGAGAUUCAUGACCGUCGCAAGGCUGAUAGUCUUGAACCCGCUCAAAUAUGAGAAGACCUGGCGUGGCCUCUUGCCGUCGAUGCCUGCGUUGCGCAAAACUAGUCAGAAGCGACAUCAGGUGUGGUACUUUCUGGCGAAGAAGGAGAUGUUGAGCAUGGAGGGCGAAGUCCUCGACAAGGUGCGGGAGUUUAAGAAUCGGUACGAAAACCUGUUGCACCUAGGAGGUUCCAAGGUCAUACUCCCUGAGCAUGACCCGGAUGAGCUCGCGUUGGCACAGAGAUGGGCUGGGACACUUGAUGAUGAGGAUGGCAAUACCGGGCAGGGAAACCCCCUUGCCAGGCCUUCCACGGGUAUCUUCGACGCCCAAGGGGUCGAUGACCUGGUCCGUCGUCUUCAGCAACAGGCCCAACAGGCCCAGUAUGACAAGCUUAAGCGCGCACAAGCCAGCGGCCAGUCUCCGACACUUUCGCAAGAUGCGGCAUCUCAGGCUACGCAGGCACCCAGCAUCCCGCCCAAGAUACAGCAGAUGGGGAUGGGGACCCAGACGGCACCGUUUGGCAACCUACAACUGCCACCCAAGAGUGCGUUUGCCUCUUAUCAUUCUUCACCAGCGGGCUCUGCUUUCCCUUCGCACACGCCUGGCGCUCCAUCUGCUUGGGUAGCAGGCAACUCGACCACCCUAGCACAGCAAGUCAACAAGCCUCUUGGUGCUCCACAGACUCUGGGGGGUGUUCGUGGGACGUCUAUCUCAGGGUACGGCAUCCUACCACACCCGUAUGCUGUCCGAGAGACAGUCACAAGCGAUCUCACCAAUACAGCGCAGACGACUUUUCGGUACAGCAAUCCCAGCGCUUUUGCUCAACAUGCUCCUCGACAAGGCGGUACGUCUCAGGGGUAUCGGCAGGGGGCUGGGCCUCUCGGCGACAUGGACCAGAUGUGGGAACAGCAGAAAGUUGGGACCAACACAGAUGGUCAGACGGCAGGCCAGGACGAUGAUAGUGAUAUAGAGAUGGCGGACGCUAACCGCGCAGGCGCAUUUGUUAUUGAGAUCAGCAGCGACGACUUGAGUUCGUCAGCUGGCGAUGACGACGACAGAUCGGAGAGGGAGGGCGGUGAGUCGACAAGCGUGGAAUCUUGGAGUGAAGAUGAAUUCAAGGCUGGUGCCGGGCCAAGGGCUCGGCAGAGUCUGAAGCCACGGCAGAGUUUUAAGCGCAAGGCCCCUUGGAUGGUUCCCAAUCCGAGACAGCCGUGGUUGACUCAGGGGGGAAGCCAGAGGAAGAGGAGGAGACUCUAA
Fusarium falciforme is the source of this 3738-nucleotide messenger RNA. RefSeq lists its product as hypothetical. The transcript has 6 exons. The record is from RefSeq and is a predicted model, not a curated record. Bases 1 to 3738 code for a protein of 1245 amino acids. Lineage: Eukaryota; Fungi; Ascomycota; Sordariomycetes; Hypocreales; Nectriaceae.